ACUGCCAGUAUGAUCAGGAGAAAAUGUCGGAGGAUAAGAAACUUUAUACUCUGCCUAGCAUUUCUUUUCUGCAUUAGCUUACUGAGAAUGAAUAAUGAUAAGACUCAAAACAGAUAUUGUCCUUCUGAUACUCUUUUUGAAACUGUGCAUAUAUUUAACUCAAUAGCUGAAGCUAGGUCACACUGGAAAUCGGUGGAAUAUAUUGUGAUCAAUGUCCUUGAUGGUUCUACAUUCCAAUCAAUUUUUGAAUGCUGUAUAUUUGGAGAAAACAUGUUUAGAGUGCAUCAAUCAGAGGCUGUUGUCGAAGACAAAUUUCAGUACAGAUCGAUGAAGCCUGAACUAAUAGCUAAGAAAUAUAAGUGCUCAAUAAAGAACAUUAAAUUCAAGCCAGUACAUAUUGGACUGGUGGAAAAUGGAAACUCUUGUGAUCCAUGUCUUACAGUGACGUCUGUCAUAUAUCCUGUAGUCAUGGUACAUGGUAUAGGUGUAUGUGCAAAAAUUGCUUUUAAUUAUCUCAACCCUUUGUAUCUUAUUGAAUGGUUUGAAUACCAGAUAAUGAUGGAAGUAGAUACAGUUGUUGUUAUGUUACAAUACAUAAAUGACGAAGCAUUUGAAGUGUUUAAGUACUACAAACAAAAAGGUUUAUUAAAAAUAUUGCCGUAUCCAAUAGAACUACCAGGAAAAACAGAUCGUGGAUUUGAAUCAACAAAUUGGCACUUUGAUCAAAGUGUUCAUGAUGAACAGGUUGCGGUUUACACAUGUCAGGGAUAUUUUCAAGGAUAUGAAUUAGUUGCAAUCAUCGAUUUCGACGAAUUCAUUGUGCAGGAUGAAUUAUUAUCAUACAAAACCAUGCUAAAGUCCGAAUUAUUGCCAUUGUAUCCACUGGCUGCAGCAUUCACAUUCAAUGUAUCUUUUUUCAUAACGGACUGGGGAGUUUCAGGAGUAGAACCACUACUAACAAGUCAAUACAUUAAAAGAACAAGUCCUCGAUAUGAACGGUUUAAAACUAUGUACAUCCCAAAAAGAACUCAAGAUGUGAACACACAUUAUGUCCAUUCAAAACCUGGAUACAAAAGGAUUGUCAAGGCAAGACAAUUAGAAGAUGUAUGAUUGCCAAUGAGACGACUCUCCAUGCAAGACCAAUUGUAAACAAUAAGUCACAGUACAGCCUUCAACAUGGAACCUAGGCCAGCACUGCAAAUUAAGCUAAAGAAGGCACUAAAAUGACCAAAAUGAAACAAUUAUAAAUAAAAGAAGGAUGAUUUUGCAGAAUUUAAUUCUACUUAGAUCCCAUAAUGUUGUUUUACAUCAUUAUAGAAAAUGUCCACAUGAUCGGAAAUGGAAAUAUUGCAUGUAUUUAACUCCAACUAUUGAUAAGAAGAUGCUUAAACUGAUGUCAAAGCUGCUAAGAAAUGUGAUGGCCGUAAAGAAGCUAAUUGGUAUCAUCUGAUUCAUAUUAUGAAGAAGAGCUAUUGAAAUAUGCAUUUGUUAACUCUUUCAAAUAACGAAAACAGAUGUGAAGUGGCCUUGGAAUGCUGCAAAUUAUAAAAGAGGGUUUCGAUCUACCAUUUGUUAUAUUUAUUGAAUUUUAUCUAUUAUCAUAGAGUGGCCUUUAAAAAAGAUUGUAAGCCAAUUUUACAACGGAAAUAUUAAUUGAUUGGUAAGUAAAAAUCAACGGAAAUGGCAAAACCUUCCGAAAUGAGGGAUACUUUGAUCCUGUGUCGGUUACAACAGUUUCUAAAUAAGGUCAGCCAUACCUUUUGUAAAAGAGAGGCGAAAGAUACCAAAGGACAAUAAAACUAAUGGUUAUGUUAAUGUUUAUUAAAUAUGACCAGGUUUGGGGUACCGUUAAAACAGUAGUAAAAGCUAGUAAGCUUAUAUCAGUGUGUGUUUUUGUACAUGCUCUCAAUAGCAGUAAGUUCUCUGUUAGCAUAAGCUUGUACUAUAAUCGUUGUUCAGAUCAUUUCUUCUAGAGUAUUGCCGUGUGUAUUUGAAAACAAAAUACAUACAGAUAAAUAGUCUAUCGCUUAGUACUGUAACAAUAUAAUAGCAUCAUUCAAUCCAUUUUUGUCCAGUUUAUUUCCCCCCAAUUUUCCAACAAACAAUCGACAUACCCAUGGGAACCUACAGUAAUUCUCUUCUUGCCGAUUUGUUUCUGUAUUCAUACGAGACUUCAUACAGGGUAUUAUGAGGAAGAACAAAAAGAAGCAAGCAUUAUCCAUUUACUUAACGUUCCUCUACAUAAUUUAUGCCCGCUCACUAAAUAAUUCAAAGUUUGGUGACUAUGAUGCACGCACCUAUCCCAUCGAACCUGAAAUAAAUGAUGCCACAUGUACUGUUACAUCCAGCAAUUGACAAUGAGGGUCGCUUGAGAACAAAACUUUACGACAAAAGAAAUGAUUUCAAUUUCCAAAAUGUAAGCUUUACAAUUCUAGGUACUAGUAGCAACAUUCCAGACAGCAGCGCAUGAAUAAGGAUAGUAUAUAUCUCUGAAUUGAUACGAUACUACAAAUCUUGCAUUUCCGUUCACAAUUUUUUUGAAAGAGAGUAGCUGGUUUCAAGGAAGCUAUUAAUACAGUAUUUGCAAGCCGUGAAGUUGAAAUCAUACCGUUGAAAAUUUUAUGGACGCCGUCUCAAAAUGUUUGACCGUUAUAGAAUAUAUGUUUCACAAAUAACGACGGAUAUAUGUCAACUUUCGUAACCACAUCCCGUCCUCUUUUCUUCAAUUGUGACAACCGAAAUCGACUUAUUACCGGGUAUGUACUUACACGAGCAACAGGAGGGGUGUCACAUAUAGAUCAGCAUCUGCUUACCCUUCCGGAGUAUCUAAGAUCCUCCGGUUCCUGGUCGGGUUCGUGUUGUUUGUCUUCUUGUCGGUUUUCGUUUUUUCCUAUGGCAUUGUCAGUUGGUUUUAGACUUAUGCAUUUGAAUAUCCGUUUGUAAUCUCCCGCCUCUCUUUUUCAACAUUUAUAUUUUUUUGGUUAGAAGAGUCAUUCCCAAAACUUUUUUUAUAAGCAUUUCAUGUACAUGAUGUAUGAAUGAUAUGUUUUUACCUUUUCAGCUAUCAACCAAAGAUGAAAUACUAGAUCUUCCUUCACUUUAUUGGAUACCUAAAUUACAUAAGUACAUAAGUGUCCUUACAAACAACGUUAUAUUGCUAGUUCUUCCUUGUGCUCCACGAAACCUCUUACUAAAUUAUAAACAUCAACGAUCAAAGCCGGGCUUCAAAGUUAUUGUGUAACUACCUUAUCUUAAGGCGAUGUGAAUCAGAGGUGGAUACUAAAAAAAUCCAAAGAUCAGAUACAGUUCAUUCAAUCUAAGAUUUUGCAGUAGUAUUAAAAAAUCUUUACAAAAAUAUUCCCGAAUCCAAACUAAAAGACAAAUUAAAAGAAUGGAUCCUGCUUUGUUUCAUAACAAAGAAUGGUAAACGUAGAUACAAGUAUCUUGUCUUUGGUAGGGAUAAAUCGCAACACGAUGGGUGUCACACGUGGAGUAGGAUCUGCUUUCCCUUCCAGAGCACAUGAGAUAACACCUAGUUUUUAGUUGGGUUUGGUUACUCAUUCUUUAGUUUUCUAUGUAAUGUUUUGAAUACUGUAGUUUGUCUGUUGGUCUUUUUCUUUUUUAGCUAUGGCGUUGUCAGUUUAUUUUUGACUUAUGAGUUUAAAUGUCCCUUUGGUAUUUUUCGCCUCUCUUGUAAACCAUAACUCUGAUUCAAACAAAAAAAAAAUCUGACAAUAUCAAGAUGCUUGACUUCUUGAUUGACAACAUAUUUGUUACGUUUUGAGGACGUGAUUUUUUAAUCGGGAUUCUAAUGGGAACAUACUGUGCUCCUCUUCUUGUCAAUUUGUUCCUUUAUUCUUAUUAGGCUGAAUUUAUACCAAAGCUUCUGAGGAAUAACAAAAAGAAGCAAGCAUUAUCCUUGAACUUCACUUUCCUCUAUAUAGAUGAUGUCAGCUCGCUAUAAUUCAAAGUUUGGUGAAUAUGUUGAACGCAUCUAUCCCAUCGAACUUGAAAUAAAGGAUACAACAGAUACAAUAACGGUUGCCUUAUAUCUAAACUUACAUCGAAAAAUUGACAAUUAGGGUCGGCUGAGAACUAAACGUUACGACAACAGAGAUGAAUUCAGCUUCCCAAUUGUGAACUUUCUAUUUCUAUGUAGGUUGAUCGUUAUGCAAAUGUAGACGGAUAUGAUCCAAUUGCCGUAACCACAAACCCUUUCCCUUUCCUCCGAACGUGACCUACCGAAUAAGACUUAUAACUGGAUUUGAUCUGAAAUGAGCAACACGACGGGUGACACAUUUGAAGUAGAUUCUGCUUACCCUUCGGGAGCACAUGAGAUAACCUCUGGUUUUUGGUGGUAUUUGUGUUGCUUAAACUUUAGUUUUCUAUGUUGUGUAUUGUAUACCGUUGGGUUUUUUUUAAUUCUUUUUCUUUUUUUGCAAUGCCGUUCUAGAUUUAAUUUCGACUUAUGAGGUUGAAUGUCUAUUUUGGUAUCUUUUGCCUAUCUUUAUGCAUUUUGAUUCUUUAAUAAAAAUGUAAUUUUUGAUAUUAUAGUCCUCAUGGAUUCAAAUUUGUCCGAUUUAUUUAGAUGCUGCUGUUUCAUUCUCAUAAUCAAACGUAAACAUCAUAAAUGCUUGGUGACUUUUUCAAUAACUGAUAGAUUCAACGCUCAAAUAACUCUUAAUACAUUUUUUAAGAGUUAUAGCCAGUAUUCCAGGGAUUCCCCUUUAAAUCAGAUAAAACAAUAAAAUCUUAAGUAAAAGAUUAACUUAAACCAUCCAUUAUGAUUGAAAGCAAAAGACAAAACAUAUGUAUAGAUUCAUUAAUAAUAAUAGAAAGGAAGAUAAACUUCCAUGUUUCUAAAACUGAAAAAUUGUUACUUAAUUAAGAUUGUGUCAGCUCAAAACACUCAAUUUUAAAAUUGGUAUUUAUUCAUAUAGACGAUUACAGGCUGAAAACAUUUAGAUGGAACUUGCAUCAAAUUCUUUCUAGUAAAUAACUACUUUUUUCAAAAGAAGACAUUAACUGUGACGGGUGUAAACAAACUACCUUUUUAUGAAGUAGUCAUGUUUUAAAAUUUCAUUUUGAUGAAUAUAAAUAAGAAGAUGCAGUUUUCACAAAUUAGUUUGCGUUUCCUCCUCGAGGUUAUCACCAGCCCAGUAGUUAGCACUUUAGUAUUGACGGAAAAUAUCAUUGAUAGGUUCACUUUCUGUAAAUCUACUGUAAAUAAAACAUGAAUUAUUCACAAUAAGCGCUUAAACUUCUUUUGCGAUUUGGCCAUUAGACUUUUUUUUAAUUUGAGCGCCACUGAUGAGUUUGCUGAAGACAGAACGGGCGUCAGGCGUACACAAUUAUCUGGUAUCUUCGAUGAAUUUUAACAACCACUUGGUUAAUGCCUCUGCCGUUGGACGUUCCGUUCCCAAGGUUAUCACCAGCCAAGAAGUCAGCACUUUUGUGAUGACAUGAAAUAUCCUUAUUUGUUCAUUUCUGUAAAUAUACUUUAUAUGAAACGUUGAAUUAUUCGAAACACUAAGGUUUUUCUUCCCCCCAGGUAUAAAUUGCCAUAGCCGUAUU
This is a messenger RNA of Mytilus californianus (California mussel), 5574 nucleotides long. RefSeq lists its product as uncharacterized. The transcript has 6 exons. The record is from RefSeq and is a predicted model, not a curated record. Bases 10 to 1110 code for a protein of 366 amino acids. Lineage: Eukaryota; Metazoa; Mollusca; Bivalvia; Mytilida; Mytilidae.